AUUUUGGCACUCACAUUGUAUAAAAGGGAAGUCUGAAAUGCAUUCAGCAUGAGUUUUCCAGAACCUCGCAAGUAAAGAAAGUAAAGAUGCACUGUGUCAUACGCUUAAGCUUUGUCGUGGCUGUGAUGUUUUGCCUAACUGGCAAAGGAAAUGCCGGAAUGAUAGAGGCAGAUCGCAACAGGCUGCAGCAACUCCAGUUCCAAAGUCGUCAAACAUCUGAUGCCAACACCCAGGUGCGAAUUGCCUAUGAAGUCAUUGGCAUUUACAAUAAAUACAAGGGUCAAAGGGGAUCAGAUGUCGCUAGGGAAACUCAACUGAAUACCCAAGUUCGUGACUUCAAGAGGAAGACUGUCGUCGUAGAUGGAGUGCCAGCCCAAGGAGGAGUUUGGGAGAUCCUAGGAAUAGUUAAGUCCGCUACUGGGGCUAUUCCGGAACAUGUCAGGCAAGAUGCUCAGAACUUGAUCAAGAGCUCUUCAAAAGCCUUAGUUGAUGGUCUCGUGAACUAUCUUAUAAAUAUCGCUCUGGCGAAGUUGGGCCUUGGAAAGUGAAAUACGUGGUGACUUUGAAAAGGGGUUCCGAAUCUUGAGAAAAUAUAAUAAAUGAGCUUUUAACAGGGAGCUUAA
This is a messenger RNA of Drosophila suzukii, 623 nucleotides long. It is a transcript of the gene TotZ, whose product is annotated as Turandot Z. Gene Ontology annotation, biological process: immune system process. Lineage: Eukaryota; Metazoa; Arthropoda; Insecta; Diptera; Drosophilidae. The record is from RefSeq and is a predicted model, not a curated record.